UCUGCUUCGGAUGGCUGGAUGCAUCGUUUUAAGCAGCGGUUUGGAUUGCGCGUGAAAGCCGUAACAGGAGAAAAGGCAUCGGUAAACGUUGAAGCGUACCUAAAUUUCAAGAAGGUUCUACAGAAGAAGAUUCAGGAAAUGCAGCUAUCACUAUCCCAAGUCUUUAAUGCAGAUGAAUCUGCCUUGUUCAUCAAGCUCCUAGCCACACGCUCUGUCGUUACCUGUGAUGAGACCGUGGCAAGGGGACGGAAGCAAAACAAGACAAGGUAUACGUUUAUGCCUUGCUCCAACAUAGAUGGUUCCCUACAGCUUCCGUUGUAUUUCAUUUGCACUGCUGCAAAACCACGAGGAAUCAACAUCGAAGAACUUCCCGUUUCAUAUAAUCAUUCCAAAAAGGCUUGGAUGACCAGACUGUUGUUCCGUCAAUGGUUCCACGAAGAGUUUGUCCCCGCUGUUCGAAAAUUUUCGGCCGAGAGAGGAUUGGAGCCAAAGGCAUUGCUGGUUCUUGAUAAUUGCACCAGUCAUUAUGACGUUGACGAAUCUCUACAGAGUGACGAUGGACUGAUUCAAGUGAUCUACCUCCCACCAAAUGUAACUGCUGAAUGCCAGCCGAUGGACCAAGCGGUCAUCAAUGCAAUCAAGCGAAAGUAUAAAAGAAAACUGAUGCUCGCAUUAAUUCUGGAAAACGAACACUUAAGUUUCGAAGAACGAUUGAAGAAGAUUAAUCUUCAACAGUGUAUUUCGUGGUUGGCAACCUCUUGGGAGGAGAUAUCUGACAAAACUAUACGUAAUUCGUGGAAGAAAUUGAUCGAUGGUUUGCCGGAGGAUGCUGUUAAUGUAGACUCGAAAGCGGCCGAUGAUGACUUCAAAGCGCUUGUGUCCAGGAUUGACAGUUUGGCAGGAACAAAAACAUCUGAGCAAGAUAUUGAUCUGUGGAUCAAAGAUCAGGUGUAUGAUGCUGAUCAUAAUCCAGAUUGGGUAACCAGUGAAGUGUUCUCUGAUGACGAGAUUCUGUCAUCAGUUCUCAAGAAAGAUCAACCUGAAAUGCAAGAAGAAUGGUUGGUAGACACAGAAGAUGGAAGUAAUUCGUUUGAUACUUCCAUUACUAGUACCGGAGAUCCUGAUUUUGGCGAUGCAAUCAAGUCAAUUGAUUGCCUAGUUCGCUAUAUGAAGCAUGAUGUUGCAGAAGUAUGCCGUUUGAACGCGCUACGUUCGAAAAUCACUGAAGUUGAAUGGCUAAAACGAGCAUGUUGAAGAACUCUACCAUUUUGUUGAAAAUGAAUUUACGUGGUUUGUUUAAUUUUGUUUGAAACGUUUAAAAUAAAUAUUGUUUUUGUUGAAUAA
Molecule: messenger RNA, 1344 nt
Organism: Toxorhynchites rutilus septentrionalis
Lineage: Eukaryota; Metazoa; Arthropoda; Insecta; Diptera; Culicidae
Product: jerky protein homolog-like
Exons: 2
Coding region: 19-1254 (411 amino acids)
Cellular component (GO): nucleus
Molecular function (GO): DNA binding
Source: RefSeq, a predicted model, not a curated record